ACCAAAGGUCAAAAUAAAUGUAUAUUUUUCUGAAAUUUCAAAUAACUUUCAAAUUAAAAAUACAAAAUCAACAUGAGUUUGGUAGAAGUUGGACCUUUAGAUAUUGCCACAAUUAACGAAAAGGUUGUACAGUGUUGUGAUAAACAUAUUCUAGUCGAUUCAAAAAUUAUUCGUCGAGAGGGUGAAAAUAUAAGUUAUAUAAAUAUUCAAAGUUUUAAUCCCGAAGCAGAACUGGCACAUAGGAAUGACAUAAUUCGGCACAAAGAUCAUUUAAUUUCUAGUCUAGAAAAAGAAAAUUUGUUUUUAAAAGAACAGCUGAGAGCUUUAAAUUGUUUAGUAGACCAAGUGACAGCAGCAAAUCGAAUAUCCAGCGUUGCCAAUGGUCCAAAAUUAUAUUCCACGGCGAACAUACCCAAAUUCCACAAAAUUCCACAAUCACUAGCCAGGUUCGGUCUUUAGGUCUGCGACCAAUCCGAUAUUUUUUUUAUAUAAACCACGUGAUCUUAAAGGGAUUUUACAUUAUAUAGUGACGUGUGAUAUCUGAUAUGUCGAAAAUUUCGUCGGAUUGCUUGCAGAUCUAAAUACCGAACCUAGCUGCUAACCUCGACGGCGACGCUCUUUUUACAGAAAUCUGUAAAAUUAUGAUGAGUUCUAUAAUAUUUUUUUUUACUAUUAGCUAAAUAAGGAAAAAAAAAAGAAAAAAAGGAAUAAUUCCGAAAAUUCCACAAAAUUCCACAUUUAUUCUAUUCCACAAACGUUCCACAACAUUAUUACGAAUUCCACACAUUUUGUGGAAUUCCACAAAGAUUGGCA
This is a messenger RNA of Sitophilus oryzae (rice weevil), 813 nucleotides long. RefSeq lists its product as uncharacterized. Bases 73 to 459 code for a protein of 128 amino acids. NCBI's taxonomy places the organism in Eukaryota, Metazoa, Arthropoda, Insecta, Coleoptera, Curculionidae. The record is from RefSeq and is a predicted model, not a curated record. The transcript is spliced from 2 exons.